GCUGGAUCGCAGUUUCCUCAGUUCAUCUCGCGCGCUGCCGCUUCAGUCUCCGCUGUUUCCCGCGGAUCUCUCGCGCUCUUCAUCUGUUCACUGUGUUUCUCUGUGGAUUUCCUCUGGAGAUGUUUGUGUGCGGACGCACCUCGUUCCGGCAGCUGCAGGCGUGCUUUUUCCGACUGCUGUGUUUUAUUCCCACAGGAUUCCCGGUGAUCAGCGUGGACAGCCAGAGAUCCACCGACAACAUCACCAUCAGACAGGGAGACACCGCCGUGAUCCGGUGUUAUGUGGACGAUAAGGUGUCGAAGGUGGCCUGGUUGAACCGCUCUAACAUCAUCUUCGCGGGUGAGGAUAAGUGGUCUCUGGACCCGCGGGUGGAGCUGGUGACUCAGGGUCAGCUGGAGUACAGUCUGAGGAUACAGAAGGUGGAUGUGUUCGACGAGGGCCCGUAUACCUGCUCCAUCCAGACCAAACAGCAGCCCAAGACGUCACAGGUCUAUCUCAUCGUUCAAGUUCCUCCAGUCAUCUAUAAAGUUUCGGAAGACAUCACUAUAAAUGAAGGCAGUAACGUGACGCUUACGUGUUUGGCCAAUGGGAGGCCAGAUCCCUCCAUCACCUGGAGACUGCUCAACCCGUCAGCCGAGGCUCUGGACGUCGGAGAGUAUCUGGAGAUCUCUGGGAUUGUUCGCUCUCAGGCCGGACGUUACGAGUGUAAAGCGAGCAAUGACGUCUCCGCUCCUGAUGUCAAAUAUGUCAGCGUGGUGGUGAACUACCCGCCGUACAUUAAGGAGGUGCGGAGCGCCGAGACGCCGGUGGGACAGGCUGGAGUCCUGCACUGUGAGGCGUCUGCGGUUCCUCAGCCGGAGUUUGAGUGGUACAGAGACGAGCGCAGACUGUCCAGCUCUCAGAGCGUCAGUAUUCAGAUCAGCGGCUCUCGCACACUGCUGGUGGUCGCAAACGUCACGGAGGAUGACUACGGAAACUACACGUGUGUCGCCACCAACAGACUGGGAGUCCACAACGCCAGCGUGUUCCUCUACAAACCUGGCACUGGGCGGGACAUCAAUGCCUCAGGCUGCGUCUGUCAAUCAUUCUGGCUCCUCCUCCUGUCUGUUCUCCCAGUUCUUCUGAAGUGUUAAUGUUCAUCACAGAUGCUCUGAUCGUCUCAGACUGUUUCCAUCUGUCCAUCCACGCUCACCGUUACGCCCCGACAGGACGACCGUCUUCUUAUCAGGAAAAAAUUAUGACAUGGAGAAAAGAAAGAAGGUGCUCUUUUUAAGACAAGAAUAUUGUCAUUUAACCAGAUCAAGCACUUAUUUUCCAGUGACGCCCGUCUGUCUGUCGUCUGAGUGCAUGUGUGUGAUUUACCACAGAAACCCAGAGUGGAAAAUGGUUCAUUUCAUUGUGUUUUCCCAUAAUACUCUGCAGCCUGCUCCAAAAUCUGCCUAAUGUAAACUAAUGAAGGAGAGCUAGAAUCAUGUAAAGUCUUUUAGAUAUGGUUUAGGAAUAAUGACUAGCCGAAGGGACUGGAACACAGUACUCUCUACUGAAUCUUCCAGAUUCUCUGAGAUCAGAACAAUCAUGUGAUGUGUGAGACUCUCCCGGCCGUCUGUGUUUGUUAUGAUGGAUCAGAGAAUCAGACCCGCCCCAUAAACCCCGCCCACACGUGUAGCCCCACCCACUAACACUAAACCCCUCCCACACCAGGUGUUUCUUCAGGGUUCCUGUAAAAACCUGGAUUCUCUUGUCAUGAAAAACUGUUCUUCUGGAGGGAAGCCUGUAGAAUGCUGUGGGAUGAUUUUUACCGUGUCCUGAACCUCGUCUUCUGCGUCUCUGUGAAAACUCUGAAUUGUACGACACCAAUGAAUGCUUCGCUUCGAUUCGCUGCUCAUCCCGUCGCGUCUGUCGUCUGUAAAUACUCGUUUAAUCGAAUGUCCUCACAUGGAAACGAAACGAAUCUUCAGUUCAGGUCUCUUCAUUAGUUAAUUAUCUGCGGUGGCGCUUUGAUGCUUCCUGUAACAAACUGAAAUUAGAUACUAAACAAAGAUUUUUAAUACAAAUAUUUAAAUAUCUCGUUCUAAAACUAGAUUUACCUUUGUAGCGGCUGCACUACUAUUCUUAUUUAUAGAUAUUGAUCAUUCCUGUUCAUUAGUUAUUAUAAAAGUAGUUGGACAGAAAUGAGCUGAAUCCACUGACUGCCAAACAAUUCGAGAAAACGAUAUAAAAAAGACAUUUUAGAGAUGAUUUACAAGCACACACGUUUGUUUUCUUUGUCGUAUAUAUUGUGAAGCGUCCGUCCCUGAGUUUUUAUUUUAUUUUUAAGCUCUCAAAGAGCAGGUUGUGUGUACUGUACACAUUUAAAAGGUA
This is a messenger RNA of Carassius carassius (crucian carp), 2361 nucleotides long. RefSeq names its product limbic system-associated membrane protein-like. The transcript has 7 exons. The record is from RefSeq and is a predicted model, not a curated record. Lineage: Eukaryota; Metazoa; Chordata; Actinopteri; Cypriniformes; Cyprinidae. Bases 120 to 1133 code for a protein of 337 amino acids. Gene Ontology annotation, cellular component: neuron projection.